Messenger RNA from Frankliniella occidentalis (western flower thrips), 490 nucleotides. It is a transcript of the gene Roc2, whose product is annotated as RING-box protein 2. Gene Ontology annotation, cellular component: nucleus; Cul5-RING ubiquitin ligase complex. Gene Ontology annotation, molecular function: cullin family protein binding; ubiquitin protein ligase activity; zinc ion binding. The record is from RefSeq and is a predicted model, not a curated record. NCBI's taxonomy places the organism in Eukaryota, Metazoa, Arthropoda, Insecta, Thysanoptera, Thripidae. Gene Ontology annotation, biological process: ubiquitin-dependent protein catabolic process; protein ubiquitination. The coding region runs from base 93 to 422 and encodes 109 amino acids. The transcript is spliced from 2 exons.
CAUCGCGUGCACAGUCACUUGUCUUUCGUCUGCUGUGGACUUAUGUUUGUUUUGAAUCUCUGAAGUGUCAGUUUGGAGUGCAAGUAGUGAUCAUGGCCGAUGAAGACAAUUCCUCCGACCGCGUCGACAACGAAACGCCUAAACCCGAGAAGAUGUUCACUCUCAAGAAGUGGAAUGCUGUCGCGAUGUGGAGCUGGGACGUGGAGUGCGACACUUGCGCCAUAUGCCGUGUGCAAGUCAUGGAUGCGUGCCUUCGAUGCCAGGCGGAAAGCAAGGCGGGCAGUGGGCGUCAGGACUGCGUCGUCGUGUGGGGCGAAUGCAACCAUAGCUUCCAUUAUUGCUGCAUGUCACUGUGGGUGAAACAGAAUAAUCGCUGCCCACUGUGCCAGCAAGAAUGGAGCAUCCAGCGUAUGGGCAAAUAAGAAUGUUUGGGAGUGGAUUAUUCAAUUCUAAUAGAAUAUAGACAAUAAAUUUUUUCUUUUCUAUUUUA